CUUAACAAGACAAAAUGGAAACGAGUCUCCCAAGACUUAGUCGAUUUUCUAAUUUAGUUAGAAACGUUAUCAAGUCUCCUCACAUCUUUAAGAGAGAUGAUGACAGUAGCCGAACUGAAACGAGCGAAGAACCUAAAAUUCGUUAUGAGAAUACAUACAGAAUGGCACCGGAUGACACUAUCGCAACCACAAUUGUCAAUAGUAUCAUGAACAAUACCAUAUUGGAGGUGGUUGUCGGAGAGGAGGAAGAUUUCUUAGAUAAAGAGGGGCGUGGUUUUCUCUGCACGCGACUGAGUGAUGCCAUAAGACAACGAAUCAAAGCGGAGUAUUUUAACAGUCGAUUUAGAAUAAUAGUGCACGUGACUAUUGUUCAAGAAAAUGCUACAAUUUCUGUUGGAAGUAGAUGUUUAUGGAAUAACUCUACAGACACACACACAUCUGUGACUGUGCCACUUGGGGAUAGUGUGAUCGUGGCAACUUGCUACAUGUUAUACCUUGAGUAACAACAACAAUAUCAUAGCAGUUUGUAGACUAGUUUGUAUAAUGUGUUGCAUAUCAUAAUAAUAAUAUCAUGUUAUACAAAAUUCUUGACUGCAUGAGUCAAGGCAAAGAUAACACAAUACGAAUUUAAGAUAUAUAUUGAGUAAGUAAAGUAUUUUGUUGAAGGAAGUUACUUUUGUCAUUUGUUUACGAUACAGUUGUACAAUUAUUGAUGCAUA
Mytilus trossulus (common blue mussel) is the source of this 719-nucleotide messenger RNA. Its product is annotated as dynein light chain Tctex-type 5-like. Gene Ontology annotation, molecular function: dynein intermediate chain binding. Gene Ontology annotation, cellular component: cytoplasm; cytoplasmic dynein complex. The coding region runs from base 15 to 503 and encodes 162 amino acids. The record is from RefSeq and is a predicted model, not a curated record. The transcript has a single exon. NCBI's taxonomy places the organism in Eukaryota, Metazoa, Mollusca, Bivalvia, Mytilida, Mytilidae. Gene Ontology annotation, biological process: microtubule-based movement.